This is a messenger RNA of Cottoperca gobio, 6400 nucleotides long. It is a transcript of the gene inpp5f, whose product is annotated as inositol polyphosphate-5-phosphatase F. Gene Ontology annotation, biological process: phosphatidylinositol dephosphorylation; regulation of endocytic recycling. Lineage: Eukaryota; Metazoa; Chordata; Actinopteri; Perciformes; Bovichtidae. Gene Ontology annotation, molecular function: phosphatidylinositol-4-phosphate phosphatase activity. The record is from RefSeq and is a predicted model, not a curated record. The transcript is spliced from 20 exons. Gene Ontology annotation, cellular component: early endosome; clathrin-coated endocytic vesicle. The coding region runs from base 407 to 3838 and encodes 1143 amino acids.
AUGACGGGACAGGUCACGUGUUAUUGUUUAGAGCAGGAAACUGUCGGUUACGUCUUGAACUGCACGCAGCAGCUGCUGGGACUUCUCACUCAUUGAUGUGUAUUUCCUUUUCGUCUCUCCAGCAUGACAGUGAGAAGAGUACCUUCUUUAGUGGAAAUGGGGAUUUUAUUAGCAGCAUGCUUUUAAGUGGAAUAAACAAAUCCGACACGCAUCCAGCUGCUCCUGCCAGCUCCAGAGGUAGCUAGCUACCGUAGCUCACCAGCCUGUGGGGAACGAGCUAACCGUGGCUAGCCAGUCGCUCUCUGGCUAGCUACAGUCAACCUCCAAGACGUGGAAGUUGAUAAUUGCCUGUACCUGGCUGCUAAGCCAGCUAGUUACCUGUUUUUGUGUCACGUAAAGAGACAAAAUGGAGCUGUUCCAAGCCAAAGACGAAUACAUCCUCCAGAGAGGGGACCGUGCUCUGUGGUGCAGCCGAAAAGACGGGACCAUGACCGUCAGACCUGCUACAGACCUCUUGUUAGCUUGGAAUCCAGUUUGUUUGGGUUUGGUAGAAGGUGUCAUUGGAAAGAUACAGCUUCACACAGACCUUCCUCUGGGCCUUGUAUUAAUCCGCCAGAAAGCGCUGGUGGGCAACUUGCCAGGCAACCACAAAGUCUACAAGAUCACCAAGAUAGCAGUCAUUCCUCUGUCUGAUGAAGAGCCUCAGGAGCUUGAGCUGGAGCUUUGCAAGAAGCACCACUUUGGAAUCGACAAACCAGAGAAGCUGGCCCCGUCGCCCGAUGACUCAAAGUUCUUGAUGAAAACCUUCAGCCAGAUCAAAUCUAAUGUAGCUGUGCCCAUCAAGAAAAAGUAUUCCCCUGCCUUCCAGGUCAAGGAAAAUAAAGAGAAGGAACGUCUGGAGAGGCGGCUGCUGGAUGAGCUGUACAAGAUAUUCAUGGACUCUGAUUCCUUCUACUACAGCGAGACCUACGACCUGACAAACACUGUGCAGCGUCAGGGAGACUCUGAGAAGUCCAGCUUACCCUUAUGGAAACAGGUGGACGACCGUUUCUUCUGGAAUAAACACAUGAUCCAAGACCUUAUUGACCUUCAGGUGCCAGAGGUGGACUUCUGGGUGAUCCCCAUCAUCCAGGGCUUUGUACAGGUGGAGGAACUGGUGGUGAACUACAACGAGACGUCCGAUGAGGAGAGGAGCAGCCCUGAGACGCCACCACAGGAGAUCACCUGUGUUGAUGACAUCCAUCCCCGCUUCACUGUGGCUCUUAUCUCCAGACGCAGCCGCCACCGCGCAGGGAUGCGGUACAAGCGCAGAGGAGUGGAUACCGAUGGCCAUGUGGCUAACUAUGUGGAGACGGAGCAGUUGAUCCACGUGCACAGCCACACCCUGUCCUUCGUGCAGACUCGUGGCUCCGUGCCUGUCUUCUGGAGCCAGGCGGGGUACCGCUACAAUCCCCGGCCACGCUUGGAGAAAGGAGAGAAGGAGACCAUGUCUUACUUUUCUGCUCACUUUGAAGAACAGCUUAAACUCUACAAGACGCAGGUCAUCAUUAACUUAGUGGAUCAAGGUGGGCGGGAGAAGAUAAUUGGCGACGCAUAUCUGAAGCAAGUCCUGCUUUACAACAACCCAAACCUCACAUAUGUUUCGUUUGACUUUCAUGAGCACUGCCGAGGUAUGAAGUUUGAGAAUGUGCAAAUACUGACUGAUGCGAUCUCUGACCUCAUCACUGACAUGAAGUGGGCCUGGGUGGAUCAGGCCGGAGUCAUUUGCAAGCAGGAGGGUAUCUUUCGAAUCAACUGUAUGGACUGCCUGGACAGGACCAACGUGGUGCAGGCUGCUGUUGCUCGGGCGGUGAUGGAACAACAGCUGAAGAAACUGGGUGUGAUGCCUCCAGAGCAGCCUCUGCCUCUCAAAUGCUACAAGAUUUAUCAGAUCAUGUGGGCCAACAACGGAGAUACCAUCAGCAGACAGUACGCAGGCACAGCAGCGCUCAAGGGAGAUUUCACCAGGACGGGGGAGAGGAGACUAGCUGGUGUGAUGAAGGAUGGCGUGAACUCUGCCAACCGCUACUAUCUGAACCGCUUCAGGGAUGCCUACAGACAAUCGGUCAUUGAUCUAAUGAUGGGCCUGCCAGUGACAGAGGACCUGUACUCCAUCUUCAGUAAGGAGAAGGAGCAUGAAGAGAAAGAGAUAGAGAGCCAGAGAGGAGCGCAGGAGCAGGUCAGCCUCCUGCUGCAGACCUACAUGCAGCUCUUGCUGCCUGAUGAUGAGAAGUUUCAUGGAGGUUGGGCCCUCAUAAAUUGUGACAUGAGCCUCGUUGAUGCAACCAACAAAGAUGUGGAUGUGCUGCUGCUCCUGUCUGACAAAGCCUAUUACAUUGCUUACUACGAUGAAGAAGCAGAUAAAGUCAACCAAUACCAGCGCCUCAAUUUAGAGGGUUUGGAAAAGAUUGAAAUUGGUCCAGAGCCGACUCUGUUUGGGAAGCCAAAGUUCUGCUGCAUGCGCUUACAUUACAGGAGUGAAGAGACGAGUGGAUACUUUCACACGCUGAGAGCAGCAACACGAAAUCCUGAGGAUGAUGGAAAAGACACGUUACAAUGCAUAGCGGAGAUGCUUCGCAUAACCAAACAGGCCACGGGGCUGGACAUGCUUGUGGUUGAAAAGAAGCUGGAGAGGCGGCAGAGUAAACCUCAUGAGGAUAUAAUGGGCAUCCAGAACAAACCUGCUGACCAGGUCCAGGGUAGCUCUGGUCUGGCUCAGGGCAAAAGUUUUCUCCUCAACAAAUUCUCCUCUCUCAAUCAGAAAGUGAAACAGACCAAGACGAACGUAAACAUUGGCACCUUCAAGCCCCUCGGGAGGUUGGGCAACUUCUCUAAGCCUGAUGUAAAAGUAAAUUUCCUCAAGCCAACUAUGCACGUCAACCUGUGGAAGUCGGACAGCAGCUUGGAGACAUCGGAUAACAACCCCGGCACAGGAGCCCUAAAGGAUAUCGGUGACAGGCACUCUGAAAUCUCAGACGACUCUGACUCUUAUAAUUCUGACCCAGAGCACCCGUGUUCUGGUUCUUUAGAAAACGUGGACUAUGUGCUGCCCAGUUGCGGCAUUGUAGCAUCAAACCCCCGACUGGGCAGUCGCUCCCAGUCUAUUGGCAGCGUGGAGCUGAAUAUCCCGUCCGUUAUCCGAAUCACUGGCUGCGACGGGAAGCAGGAAAGCCCCUCUCAAGUCAGUGAUGACAAGUCCCCUGGGUCCGCCUCGGUGGCUGAAGAAGCCAUUCUGAUUGACUUUGGUACUCCUAUUGAUGCCUACUGCCACCAGUUUGUCCAGGAUGCACAGACCCAACCUGUUGAGGUGUUUGGAGAGCAGCCACCAGCCGGCGUCCCCCCAUUCAACCCUGCGGUGCCUGUGAAGAAUAAAACCCUAGCAGACUCUGAGAAGCAGCCGAGCUCCGAGUGGCAGCCCGAGCCGGAGGAGCCGCAGCUCCCCAGGCCGUCCCAGCUAGACGUCGACUCCACUACCUCCAAUUCCAACCUCCUCACCGUCCAGAAGCCCAACUCUGCGGCCUCAGGAGGCUCUCAGAGGAGUCUGUGUUCACAGAUGGAGGGCAGCCUCGGCCCUUCACCCGCCGACAGCAACGGCAGCCGAGUGGUGUCCCCCUUCGCAAAGAUCAAGAGCUCCAUGGUCCAGGUGGCCAGCCUCACUCAGGCGGGACUCACCCAGGGCAUCAAUUUUGCUGUGGCAAAGGUACAGAAGAGCCCAGAGCCAGAUACUGUCAACGAAGCCCAAGAGAACGAGCUGAAGGCAAUGUUUACACAGUGCCAGACCAGGAUCAUUCAGAUCUAGUGCUUUCCUUGUAGCAGGAUUUUGUAGUUGUACGUCGUGUAGAAACUUCCUGUACGGUAGCAGUAGCAAAAGCUUGCACUGAGCGUCACUACUCAGCCAAGAAAUGCGCUCUUGAAUUUGCCCUUUAGUUAAACCUGCUGUGUUGAUGACUCUUGUACAGAACUUAGAAAUAUACUUAAGCCCAACAUGGCAGUGAGCGUGUUUACAUGCACAUGAUUAUGGAUCCCCUUACUCUUUAAGAGGGCACUGGCUGUGUUGUCUGAUCUAAGGGACGUUUAGCUCAUAUCCAUUUUUGCCAUGCAACCUCGCACAAUGUUACGUGUUCAUUUAUCAAUUGUGUUAUAAUUCCCAUGACCAAUUUUAUAGAACAUUUGACUGAAAUGAGUGUUUGUACAUCCAAUUCUUAAAUCACUCCAGAAAUACCACUACCGUUAAAGUAAGAUGUUCUACGAGUAGUUUUAUUUUCAAAUUUCGAGGAUAUUCUCCCCAAUGAUUACCUUAGGAGACACAUGACGAGGCAUAAGAAGAUAUUUAGGUUUUUAAGAUGUUUUAAACUGUACCUCCUGGAGUAGUAAUUGUGUGCAUGUAAACAGGUAGCAUUAGCUGUAUGUUGAAAGACCAAUCUGACUUUAUCAUGUACUGUACGUCAUCCUGUAUGUGCAGGUCACUUAUCGGCAUUUGUGAUAUAGACACAUAAUAACCUUCAAUUUGUGACAGUUGUUGUAGAAUCCGACCAAAUAUCUUUUGGGAUUUCCCAAAGGACAAUUCUGUGUGUAUAGCUGUCAGAAACUAGCCAGACGACAUACUGUACGUAGUUAUCCUAUGUAAUAUCAAUGUUGUCAAGUGUAACUUAGAAGAUAUAACGUUCUAGAAAUCAUGACUACACAAGACCUUAGUAAGAGUAUCCCGGUUGUUGAUAUGUAGUGAGUAUCUUCCGUUUGUUUCUGAGUAGAGCCUUCCCUUAAGCUUUUUUCGUAUUGAUGGUAGGGAGGCAUCUUAAUAUGUUCUGAGAGGUAUGAGCAUUAUAUUUUGAAUAGGACGCCCAGUACUGUCAUUGCUAACCAUGAAUAACCACGAAACUACUGGUUGGAGUUUGUUUUUGAUAGAGAAAUGUAAUGAAACUAUUCUGCUAAUGGUUGUACUAAUUCACUAAUGAGGGUUUGUCUGAACAGAGUCCUCGGCCAGCGUUGUACAUUGACGUCGCAUGUCAGGAGAGUAGCAUAUAGUAGAUAUAUAUGCAAUUGCACCCAUCCAAUUAUUAGACACACUGACGCUUUAUGCACUCCCCAAACUGAAAGCAUAUUUGCCUUAACAGGGAAUUGAAGUGGGAUUAUGAUGUAUAUCAGGUAUUUAUGGCAAAAUCUACCUUUUUAAGUCCAUUAUUUACAUGUUACAUUUGGUGUACUGUAUGAAAAGAUCAUGUUCAGGGUUACUGUAUGUCAUCAAGCUUUAUCUUGGGAUAUUUCAUCCACGGGCUCAAUCGUUCUCCAUGGAAAUAAGAUGGUUCUUCUUCGUGUGUGUGUACAGUAUGUGUGAGUUAGCAGCCCUGCUGCUGCUGCUGGUAUUUAGGAGCUUGGAGCCCUAGUUAUAUGUAUGUGCUAUAAAGCCGUAAACAUUGUUAUAUUGUACGUGGCUUUCCGUUGACCUCGAGACGUGAGGUUUCCCCCGUUACACUUGUUGUCAUUCAGUAAAAAUGUCCUACAUGACCUUGUUACCGUCCUCCAGAAGAAAUUCUAAUGAACCAUCUUAUCACACAGCUUUGUAUAUCUAUGAUUAAUUCUAAUAAUAAUAAUAAUCUGGUUUGCUACGAGCUGAAAUAUCCCAAGAUAAACACGUUUCAUAUUUCUUUGUGUUAUUGUUGCCUGUUUUCUGCACUCAGUUUGCUCACCAGCAGAUACAUUGGAUACUUUGUAUAUUUUAUUCUGACUUUAAGUGAGAUGUAGCUGUGGCUGCUUUGUGGGUGCUACAUUAUAUAGUUAUUGAACCUGCUGAUAGUGUGUGUUGCUGCCAAAGCUUUAAGGUAAUAGCUGUAAUGCAAAGUUUUAAUGCGGAGGUAAAAAGGUCUUUUUGUUUUUUUAACGUAAGCGCAGGGUUGCAAACACUGGAGCCGUUCUCAAGCAGAGCAGAAACUUAUUUCUGUCACAAACUUGCUGUGUUAAGCUAAAGGAACAGUAAUCCUCAACAUUCCCGAUAUAGACCACAAUGCAAGUGUUAGUGUCUGGUUUUUAUAUGCAACAGCUGGCAUACUUCUUUUUGAUCCUACAUGUUCUGGGUGAUAGUUUUCUCCUUUUGUUUUUACACCAAGUGCUUUUGCAACCACCUCUUUGUUCUCAUCUGUGGUUGUCCUCCCCUCCAAUUAGGACCUCUGACCAUGACACACAAUCAUGUGACUAGAGGUCUUAAAGCAUUUCAUUUGCACUGUUUAAGCACAUUUUCUAGCAUUAGUACCAUUUAAUCUGGACAUCCGUAUUCAUAACUUUCCUCUUUACCAACUGACUGUUUCAUUGUUUUCCACGGUGUACUGAGAUUGUAUUGUAUAUUAAAGUAUCCUAUUUAUUCUUA